AAAUUAGGGUUAAAGGUUAAUAAUAAUUAUGAAUUUGUGGCGGUGGUAACUAGUGAAGAUCAGACUCAGAGACUCAUUGCAAAGAAAUAACUAAAACCCGUGGGCGUGGCGUAGCGUUUAGCUGGAGCAAGGAGUCUGUGUAGCCAGGCAACAUCUGGAUGCUUGAGUGAGGUUGCUUCACUGCAUCACGUGGUUGAAGCAUCACGCAGCUGGCUGUAUCGCAGCGCGUUUCCUCUAUGAAGCAUCAUCGCGACUGCUGCGCAAUUUGACUGCAAGCCUUUGCUACCGAUUCCACCUAGACAGCUCUCCAAACGCACAGGUUAUGCCACUCCACAGGCUUCCUGAAACCCCUACUGUGAAAGAGAAGGGCUGAUCCCCAAGCUCUAGCUACUCUCCUCCCACCUCCACCCACCCCCCUGUCCCUCCCUAACCACACAUAGCCCCCCACUCCCACUCCGCCGGUCCCCGGACCCCGGACCCCAUGGCUGCAGGAGGCCAUGCCCCUGAGAAGGAUGUGUUGAUCAACCUGAUUCAGGAGGAGGAGGAUGAGGAAGGUUCCACAGAGGAGCAGGAAGAGGAGGACUGGGAGAAGGCAUUAUCAGUGGAGAGGUUCGGGGACAUCAUCACUGAGUCCGUGUUCAGCAGCGGAGAAAAAAUGGGCCGCAACUACAACGAAAAGGAUUUCGAGUAUCAUCGGCACACCUUUCACCACACCCACCACCCCCUGUCCACCCACCUGCCACCGCCCCAGCGCCUACGCAAGCGGGUGCUCAGCACAGACAGCGACCGCCGGCGCAAGAAGAAACGAAAGAAAAAAAAGACCUCCAUGCCGCCCUCGGAGGUCACGCCCACCAUCCAUGAGGUAGAUGAGGAGGAGGAGGCGGAGUCUGAGACAGAGGAGCGGGACCAAGUGGCCACGCCCACUGAGCAGCCUGACAACCAACCACAGUUUAGCUUGGGGAGUGAGGAGGACUUGGAACCGGCUCUCCCUUUCACUUCCUUCCACAUGGAGAGCGAACAACAACAUCUGCCGCCAGAGAAAGCCACACUGGCCACGGCAGAGGAGGUGUUGGUGGAGGAGGAAGAGGAGGAGGAGCAGCAACAGGAGGUUCGGGAGCAACCGGAGGAUGAGGAAGGUGAUGAAGAGUCCAACAACAGGUGCCCCCCCUCUGUGGACCCCCCUAGCGUGACCCCCUGCGGCUGGUUCAGGAGGAAUCCCCUCCACCCUGCACCGAGGACCAGUUACGACCUGCGGGAGCGCAUCUGCAUCGGCAGUAUGACGACCAUGGAAACAGCUGUGUACCAGAAGGUGCCCACUGACGACGCUGAGGCUGAGAUGCUGGCUAGCGCUGAUCUGGACGACAUGAAAAGUCACCGAUUCGAGGACAACCCUGGAGUGAGGCGUCACCUGGUGAAGAAGUCAUCUCGAUGCCAGCUCCUCCAGACCACCAACAGCUCUUCGCAACUGUCCAGCGUGAAGAAGAAGAGGACGGCUGACAAGAAGACCCAUGAGGUGUUUGUGGAACUCAAUGAGCUGAUAGUGGAUAAGAACCAGGAAAUGCGCUGGAAGGAGACGGCCCGUUGGAUCAAGUUUGAGGAGGACGUGGAGGAGGAGACAGACCGCUGGGGAAAACCCCACGUGGCUUCGCUUUCCUUCCGUAGCCUGCUGGAGCUCCGCAGGACCAUCACACAUGGUGCCGUCCUUUUGGACCUGGAGCAGACCACCUUGCCUGGUAUUGCUCACCUGGUGGUGGAGACCAUGAUCAUCUCAGACCAGAUCAGAGCGGAGGACCGUGCCAACGUGCUCCGCGCCCUGCUGCUCAAACACCAAUUCAGUUUUCCUAGGCCCAGUUUGGUCCCUAGGCCCAGUUUGGUCCCUAGGCCCAGCUUGGUCCCAGCUCCCGACACAAGCCCUCCAGUAAAGAAGAGGACGGAAUGCCACCCCAACGACGAAAAGGAGGGCCUCUUCCAUCGCAACCACUCUAGUAACAGCCUUCAAGGCAGCUUCUACCGCAACCACAACCACGUUCCCAACACUGCGCUGCCCCUUGUGGCCGAUGACCAUGCAGCAGUCCACCACCACCACCUUGACAACAAAGCACCAGACCAUGACAAAGAGAAAUCACGUCACCCCCCCCUGCCGACGGCUCACGAUCAUCAGGUUACCAAACACACAAAACUCUUAGCCAAGAUUCCCAAGGACGCCGAAGCAACCGUGGUCUUAGUGGGGUGUGUGGAGUUCUUGGAGCAGCCGGCCAUGGCCUUCAUCAGGCUGAGUGAGGCGGUGCUGCUGGAGUCGGUCCUGGAGGUGCCGGUGCCGGUCCGUUUCCUCUUUGCCCUGCUCGGCCCCGCUCAGUCCAACAUGGACUAUCACGAGAUCGGACGCUCCUUCUCCACCCUGAUGUCUGACAAGAACUUCCACGAGGUGGCUUACUUCGCGGACGACCGGCAGGACCUGCUGAACGGCAUCAAUGAGUUCCUGGACUGCAGCAUCGUUAUCCCCCCAUCAGACGUGGAGGGCAAGGACCUGCUGAAGACGGUAGCCUCCUUCCAGAAGCAGAUGCUGCGCAAGAGGAAGGAGAGAGAGAACAUUAAGAAGGGCCUGACCCAUGCCACCCCCGGGACAGACCAGGAGACCAAAGAGGUGAGCCAGGAUGAGCAGGAAGAGGAGGACCAGGAGGUGGACCCCAUGAAGCGGUCGGGCAUCCCCUUCGGAGGCCUCAUCCAUGACAUCAGGCGACGCUACCCACGCUACGCCAGUGACAUCAAGGACGCCUUGGACUCACAGUGCAUUGCCGCCGUCAUCUUCAUCUACUUCGCAGCCCUCUCGCCCACCAUCACCUUCGGAGGACUGCUGGGAGAGAAAACAGAGGGCAUGAUGGGAGUGUCUGAGCUUAUCAUCUCCACGGCGACCCUGGGGGUGCUGUUCUCGCUGUUGGCCGGACAGCCCCUGCUCAUCAUCGGAUUCUCAGGACCGCUGCUGGUGUUUGAGGAGGCCUUCUACAAGUUCUGCCAGGCCCAGGGCUUUGAGUACCUGACUGGCCGGGUGUGGAUCGGCUUCUGGCUCGUCUUCAUAGUGCUGUUGAUAGUAGCAGCUGAGGGCAGCUUCUUGGUCAAAUACAUCUCACCCUUCACCCAGGAGAUCUUCGCCUUCCUCAUCUCGCUCAUCUUCAUCUAUGAGACCUUCUCGAAGCUCAUCAAGGUAUUCCAGGAGCAUCCUUUGAUGAGAAGCUACCCGCCUGCUCUCAGCCUGCCCGGUAUGGACUUCAUCAACCCCACAGACCCCGGGGGCCCGGUCCUAAACCAACCCAACACAGCCUUGCUGUCUCUCGUCCUUAUGCUUGGCACCUUCUUUGUGGCCUUCUUCCUCAGGAAAUUGCGCAAUAGUCGCUUCCUGGGCGGGAAGGCCAGAAGAAUCAUCGGAGACUUUGGCAUCCCCAUCUCCAUCCUCUUCUCUGUACUGUUGAGUUACUCCAUCCCCGACACGUACACCCAGAAGCUAAAUGUACCAUCUGGUUUCUCGGUCACGUCUCCUGACAAGCGGGGCUGGUUGAUCAGUCCAUUCGGUGACAAGAAGCCCUUUCCCUUGUGGAUGAUGGGGGCUUCGGUGGUGCCCGCCCUCCUUGUCUUCAUCCUCAUCUUCAUGGAGACACAGAUCACCUCACUAAUCGUCAGCAAGAAGGAGCGUCGCCUGGUCAAGGGAUCGGGCUUCCACCUGGACCUGCUGCUCAUUGUCACACUGGGCGCCAUGUGCCCUCUGUUAGGCCUGCCCUGGCUCACAGCCGCCACUGUGCGCUCUGUCACGCAUGUCAACGCCCUUACUGUCAUGAGCAAGGCCACAGCGCCUGGCGAGAAGCCUAUGAUCCAGGAGGUGAAGGAGCAGCGGGUGACGGGCCUGGUAGUUGCCGUGCUCGUGGGUAUGUCUAUCGUGAUGACGGACGUGCUCCGUAACAUCCCAUUGGCCGUGCUGUUCGGGAUCUUCCUCUACAUGGGCGUCACGUCGAUCACCGGCAUCCAGCUCUACGAGCGCAUCACACUCAUGUUCACGCCCGCCAAGCACCACCCCGACCACAUAUACGUGACCAAGGUGAAGACAUGGCGUAUGAAUAUGUUCACCAUCAUCCAGCUGGCCUGCAUCGUGCUACUGUGGGUGGUCAAGUCGACCGUGGCCUCACUCGCCUUCCCCUUCAUCCUCAUCAUGACCGUGCCGCUCCGCCGCCUCAUCCUCUCCCGGAUCUUUGAGGAGCGUGAGCUUCAGGCGCUCGACGGGGAAAAUGAGGACUCCCCCAACUUUGACGAGGAUGGUCGGGACGAGUAUAAUGAGAUUCACAUGCUUGUGUAGACACGUCACACGGGUAGGCCCAAUAGGCUCUCUCCAUCUUCCAAGGCUCUCUCCAUCUUCCAAUCACGAGCAUGCUUCUUAUUACGUCCGGAGCUGUGUCUUGAAAACACUCAGAUGAUGGUAGGAUUUUCAUCCAACAGAGAAACCUUAUGUAUAUAUAUACUGUAUAAACAUAUAUUAUAUGCAAAUUCUGCUGUACUUUGAUCUAAAAAUGAUGUAAAGGAAUAACCCCACUGUUAUAAUUUGUUUCUGUUUUUCCUGCUGCAACAUAGUUUUUUCUCUCAAAGAGGUCAGUAGCUCUACUGCCCUACAGUUGCUGAGCGUGUCAGGAAUCCUCAAGUGCGUGACAUGGACAUUGCACCUUUUAAACACAGAACAAUAAUUCAUAAACUCUCGUCCCCACUCAAACCCUGGACAUGGGUUCUUCCUCUUCCUUUUAACGGUCAAGCUCUCUACAGGUUCCGGGCGUAAGUGCAAUGACAACAACCCCAAGUACUUCAGUAGGUUGGUUUUUCCUACCAGUGUUGGAGACCCAUUUAUUUGGGGCACCGGUGGAAUGAACACUGGUUGUAUGACAGCCACACUGGUUUCACUGGGAGCCAAUACUCCACUGCCUCCUCAGCAUAACUGCCUUUUUACCCUUCUUCGUACUGUAGCCAUUAUCAGUGAAAUUCAAUGACGACGUUAACCAAACAGGAAGUUCGGCAUUCCCUUUUAUUUAUUUUCACUGUGUGCACUCCCUUUAGUUGUGUGCUCCUCACAGGAUACGUUCACCUUUGACCUUUGUGAUUCACCUGCACUGACACACCAGUUCCCUGGUCCAAUAACAGGAGAAGAUACAUUCGUUGAUCCCCUCUCAAUGCAGUUCUCCCUGAAACGAAGAUACAGUACAUGAGGAUUACAUGUGUUUUGGAGAGGUUUACUUUAUAAGGUAUAUUCUGUCCAACAGGCCAAUCCAAUGAUUGUGGAUGCAUACAAGUAAACACAUUGAGAUCUGCUGACCUUGAACAUGUUUAAAUUUUUCGUGACCUCACCGAUUUAAAUGUUAGCCUACCUAUUUACUUCAGUUUGUUAGUUGCCAUAAUUGUAUGAAGCGAUAUUGACAUAUGGGAUGCAUUCUAAAUGCCUGUUAGUUGGAGGAAUUUGUAAUUAUUAACAGUAUUAAAAACCUUUGUCAAAGUCACUGGAAUUAUGCCACAGGUGUCAAAUUCACUGUAUAGCACCACUGUCAUUGUGUACUUCCAUGUUCUGUAGGCAACUUUUGGAUGUGAAGGGUACUAAAGCAUCAGGUAAAACUAACCUUUGGAAAGCAAAUACAUCAUUGAUCAUUGGUUUUGGGUCCCUGUUGUGUACACAAAUCAUUCAAGUGAAUAUUUAAAAUUAUACACACAGGGGGUUCAGAAGUGAUUAUAUACAACUUGGCAUGUGUUUAACAUGUACAGUGAUUGGAAUGGACUCUUUUCCCCAAGGUUCAAGUUUAUACCCCACACAGAAUGUUUGUCUGUCUGUUUAAAAUGGACUAUGUUAUCAUGAACUGUGCUUCAGAACCAUAGGUUUAAAUUGAUACACGUGAAGUGGAGACCAUGUUUCAAAUAUUGAAGCGUCUGCUGAAUUUCACGAAAUGAUGUAUUGUAUAAUAUGAUACUGCUGUUUUUUGUUUUUUUAAACAGACCCCACUAGAGAAGUGUAACAUCACGUCUUAUUGACUCUUGUUGUACAAACACUACACUCUUAGAAAAAAGGGUUCCAAAAAGGUUAUUUGCGGAGGGAUAGGGUUCUACCAAGAACGGUUUUGAUCUGAAGAUCCCUUUUUGAAAACAAAGGGUUCUUAGAAUGUUAAAGGUUCUUGGUAGAACCCUUUCCCUUACAAAGAAUUGUUUUUGGAGGAAAGUGUUCUUUGAUAAUUCUUUAGAUGGCAAUAAGGAUUCUUUGGAAGGCAAGAAGGGUACCUUGGAAGGCAAGGGUUCUUCAUAGAACCAUAUAUCAUACAGUAUUUCCCAGCAUGCUCUAGGUAGAACCAUAUACAGGGGGUUCUAUAACGAACACUAUAUAAAAGAUUCGAGGUAGAACCCUCUGCAAAGGGUUCCCCUAUGGGGACAAUCCGAAGAACCCUACAUGGUACUACUACUUAGCACCUUUUUUUCCCUAAGAGUGUAGAUACUGGGAUUGCAAUGCCAUGUUGUGUAUGGACAACCUGCUUAGCCCUACCAUGUGAGACUUAUUGAAUGUAUAGGCCUAUAUAAUACGUUUCCAGGAAUGUUGUUUUGAUAGGCUCUACUUUGUCUGCACUGUCUCUUCUGCUGCUCUGUUAAACUGGAGGUAUGCUAGCGUCAACUUGGCUUCUGAAGGAAGGACUUAAGUCAAUAGAAUCUCAGACCAAAGUGGUCGUGCUCUACUCUGGGCUUGGAGUAAUAGACAGCUACUGGCAGUGCGUUUGGCAUGUCAAAGGCAAAAGGUAUCACAGUUACCAUGGCGGCAGACAUGAAAAUGGGAAGAGGGCAAGAGGAGAAAGCUUCCCCCUCACUCGAUGUGAAGUCAAAAGGUCUUUGUUGUUUGAGAACACGGGCUUGCUGGUGUGUUGAGGGCUACCAGAGAUCCCCGUGGCCCUGUGGUGGAUAGGUCUACACUCAGUAAAACAAUCACUCUGUCAUUACGAAAAAAGAAAGAUUUGGAAGAGUGGUUAUUAUUCAAGAUAAUAAAAAGGUAUAGUGUUGCCACUUUCUUCUGUUCUGUCUGGAUUCCUCAAGUUUUGGAGCAGGGACAUGAAAAGAAAAUAGUUCUAGGCCCGUGAAAAAGGCCUGGCAUGUUAGAUGUUGGGAAUCCACAAUGUUUCGUCGCCUGAUACCUCCAUGGUAGCACAGACCAGACCACCCACCCAAAAUCUAGGAAUAUAGCGUUGUUAUUUUUUUAGCCGCUGUUACUUACCCUUCUCUCACUUGAAGUCUCUGGACCUUUUUUUUUCUUCAUUUGAUUGGAAGACUAGGACAUUUGUGAUGGCAUUAAGAAGUACUGUAGACAAUCAGAAAUGUAUGCAAAUAGAUUACCUGUAUAUCUUUGUUAUGUAUCUACCUUCAUAAGUAAUAAGAUAGCACUGCUAACCCUGUGGCAACAUCCUAGUGUAUGUCCAGUUUCUUUCAUUUUAAUUAAUGGGUCAUUCCCAACCUGUCCUCCAAGUUUGCACCAUGUAAUGAAUAUAAAGUUAUAAAGGUGAAGGUCCCCUUUAAAGGGAAAGUUCAAGAUUUUGGCAAUGAAGCUACGAGCUAGUUACCUCAAUGCUAACUAGCAUUAACACAAUGACUGGAAGUCUACUGGAACAGUUAGCAUUAGCACCAGUCAUUGUUCUAAUGCUAGUUAGCUUUGACUCACAAAACUACCUUCCUGCAUACUGGAUGCAGAGACAAAAAAUGGUAUCCACUAGUUCAUCAGACUCUGGGGACUCUGGGGAAGUAGAUUAACGGGCUUAUUGUUAGGUAGGUGAGUUAGGUAGGUAGGUGAAUUUGACUUUAAUUGACGGUCUUGUGGCAUUUAAAGAAUUUUCUGCAGCUCACUUGUAAUGAAGGACUUAUUACAUAUCCCUCAAUGAAGGACCAUGUUUUUAGUGUCACUCUUAAGAAGGUGAGUAUGGUUUAUACAUGCUAUACCUGUGUUAAAAUCAGCCUGAAGCCAUGUCACACACAAAUAUAGUGACACACAUACACCAACACACAAAGAUAAGUCUUUCUGCUUUGAAAACGAUACCUGAUGAAGUGGGGUUUGGCUGUCUGAGAAAAAAGAGUAUGAGUUCAUUUUAUGAUAAAUUAUGAAUUACUUUAGCAUUAGCAAUACUGAAAGAUACUUAUGUUAUGUGGAUACUUGAAUAGCGGUUCAGCCUGUUAUUGUUGUAAAGGGGUUUUCAAACUACUGUAAAACAAAUUGUUAUUUUUUUGUCUGAAAAUAAAUAUUUAUGUGUUUCAAAUAAA
Molecule: messenger RNA, 8301 nt
Organism: Salmo salar (Atlantic salmon)
Lineage: Eukaryota; Metazoa; Chordata; Actinopteri; Salmoniformes; Salmonidae
Gene: slc4a3
Product: solute carrier family 4 member 3
Biological process (GO): monoatomic anion transport; transmembrane transport; bicarbonate transport
Cellular component (GO): plasma membrane
Molecular function (GO): solute:inorganic anion antiporter activity; monoatomic anion transmembrane transporter activity
Source: RefSeq, a predicted model, not a curated record